AAAAAUGAUUAGAAUUUUAACAAUCGCAGUCUGCAUCACUCUUAUUUUUGGAUCAUUCAUCAAAGAUUAAACAGCAAUCAAUAACUUUGAAGUAAUUUUUAAUUCAAAAUUCCCUAUUUAGUGUUCUGAAGUGGAACACAGGAGACCAGAUGUAUUUUAUGUCACAGGAACAGGAUCUCUUUCUGUUGAACCAACAAUAGUCACUGUUCACUUUGCAAUUGAAAUCCUAAAUUAAUUGGCAGAAUAGGCUUUGAAUAAAGCCAACUCCAUAUAAGCGACAGCCUUCAAGUAAAAUUCCUAGUGAAUCCCCAAUAGGUCAUUGCAAUCAGUGGACACCUCAAAUGCAGGAGUGAAGAUCUCCACAACUUAAUUCUAGAUGUUCCCUCAUUCUGAAUAUGAAUAUCCCAAUGGAAAUCCAGAACUCAAAUUCAAGGGCUACAAAGUGGUCAUAAACCAAAAAUUGGAAACCUCGAAUUUGAAGAUCGUCGGACAAUUGAUCGAUGCUGCCAUCAAUGCAGGAGUAACCACAAUCACCAGUGUAUCCUUCGAUGUCAAACCAGAACAGAAGUCUGAAUUGAAAGAUUAAAUUCUUUAAUUAGCUAUCAAAGAUGCAACACACAAAGUUUGUCUACUUAUUAAUUUCAAUAGGCUGAAAUUGCACUAAAAUCUUUGGACAUGAAAAUCAACUCCAUCAAAAGUAUCUCCAUCGACUAACAAUAUGCCCCAAGAGCAAACUACAUGACCAAAAUGGCUCCCAUGGCUGCGAUGGACGGUGCUUCUGCUCCAACUGAAAUUUAUGCCCAAGAAUAGAACUUAUCACAUUCAAUCACAGUAGGAUUCAUCAUUGUUCCCAAUGAUCAAUGAUUAAUAUUCUACAUAUUCAAAUGCACAACAUAUUUUAUAUUCCCU
Messenger RNA from Paramecium octaurelia, 909 nucleotides. NCBI's taxonomy places the organism in Eukaryota, Ciliophora, Oligohymenophorea, Peniculida, Parameciidae. The record is from the annotation of a GenBank genome assembly.